Molecule: messenger RNA, 1463 nt
Organism: Neltuma alba
Lineage: Eukaryota; Viridiplantae; Streptophyta; Magnoliopsida; Fabales; Fabaceae
Product: F-box protein At5g07610-like
Exons: 2
Coding region: 82-1278 (398 amino acids)
Molecular function (GO): protein binding
Source: RefSeq, a predicted model, not a curated record
CCAUUUUGUGCUUAUCAGUGAAAGGAAGCUGUUGGGUUAGCAAGAAACAGUGGGUAAACAAAGAAGUGUGAAGUGAAGGAAAUGGAGCUUCAAGACUCACUGACCACGAACAAGCUCUUAAAUGUUCUAUCUCAUCUUCCAGCGAAGACUUUGCUUGGUUUCAAGUGUGUUUCUAAGGAAUACUGUCAAUCUAUUUCUACUGAUCGCCUGUUCAUUAAAGCUCAGAUAGAGAAGACGGAGUUGGCCCUAUCAGGUUUCAUUUUUCAGGAGAAGAUGUGGACUGAUGAAGAUCUGAAAGGCCAAAGUUAUAUAAACAUUCACAUUUUCGAUCAUCGUCAUGAUAAUCACAACAGAAGACCAAAAUCUGUAGUUCACCGCAAUGUCUUUAGUUUCCUUCCUGAAGAUGUUGUUGUGUUGUCUUCAUGCAACGGUCUUAUAUGUUGUCGUAGUUGUGGCUUCAUGACUUGUCCUACGAAAACAACUUUUUACAUUUGCAACCCAACGAACAAACAAUGGAUUCCUCUGGAUUGUCCUGAUUUUGACAGGUUUGGAAGUUUUGCGUUGGCUUUUGACCCUUACAAAGACCACGUAGACAUCUCUACCAAAUUCAAAUUGGUAAGAGUCAAGCAAGAUGCAGUUGAGAGUGAUGAAGAUGAGAUACAGUUCCAUACAUACUUUGAAAUAUAUUCGUCAGAAACAAAAUCAUGGAAAAGAUCAAAAGCAAACUGCCUUUAUAAUCACGAGGUAACGGAGAAUGUCCCAGGAAUUUACAUUGAGGGUGUCUUAUAUUGGCAGGCUGAUAUUGGUGACUUCCUUACUUUUGAUGAUGUUCUCACUUUCGAUGUUGAUAAGGAGUCCUCUUUAGUAAUUUCACCACCAACUUCAUUCCCAGAAUUCAAAGUCACAUGUAUUGGAGAAUGGAAGGGGAUUCUUCACUAUGUCAUGAUAACAAAACAAGGUCUUCAUGUGUGGUUUCUUGAAGACUAUGAUGAAGCUAAAUGGGGACAGAAGGCUUGGAAGUCCUUGGAAGAGGUUGGGUGUGGAAAUUCCGAGUUUAGUGACAAUUUGAAGAAACUCGUUUUGCAAGGUGUAAGCUGGUGGAUAGGGCUUUUAUGCUUCAAAGAUGGGGUGCUAAUGAUAAUGCUGCAAGAUGAAGUCUACUUUUACUACAUUGAAAAAAACAUUGUGUUGAAAGCUUGCAGUCAUGUAGAUGUGAGUUCUAAGCAGUUGCCUUGUUUAGUGUUUCCUUAUUCCAUGAGUUUGGUGUCUUUAAAAUAAUCGUGGGUGGUUUUCUUCCUUUCUCUUUUGCUAAGUGGUGUAGCAAAUAUAGAGUUAUAUAACAUGUUAGAGUUCUAAGGGUAUGAAAAGUGUCUCCCUUCACCUAUAGUUUUGGCCUAUUAUAGACUAUUAUGGACUAUUUUGGUUGAAACGCCUCUCAAUAUUUGUCAUGAUUAUACAGAAGU